This is a messenger RNA of Paramecium tetraurelia, 180 nucleotides long. RefSeq lists its product as uncharacterized. Lineage: Eukaryota; Ciliophora; Oligohymenophorea; Peniculida; Parameciidae. The record is from RefSeq and is a predicted model, not a curated record. The transcript has 2 exons.
AUGUUAUCUAAAUCUAUAAUUUUACAAUACUUCAUGCAAUCAUUUUGCUACAAUGAGACUGGAUUUAACAUUAAAUUUUAAUAAAGAAAUGAUCUUUAAAGGUGUGCAAAUGAUAAAUCGAAAACAAAUUUUGUGUAUUUUUUAGUUCAUUACGACGGAUAGAAGAAAAAAUUCGAUUGA